GAAUCCGCGCGCGCACAUCUUGGACCAGUCGAUAACAACCAGUGUGUGCGACGAAACCUACUCAACUCAAGUGUAAUUAUCGUUUGUGUCGUAGCGGACGACUAGAACCAAGUCGUCAUUAUUGGACCAAACAGGAGAAAGCUAACGACUUAAUGAAUUUUCAAUUGCCCAUCAGUGGAAAAUAUCAACGAAACAGCGAAAAACUCAUUCCGGGAAGGCAAAGUUUUGUGACCCGUUUUUCCAGCCAAGGCCAAUGAUAAUAUGGCCGGUAAAUAACUGCCGCAACAAAGUAGUAAAAUUAUCACUAUCAAAACUGUGCUCUUUGUGGAAAAUUGGACUGCCAACGGGAAUAAAGAUUGCUUGAAACUGAGACAGCACAGGGUAUGAUUUUACAGCAACUGCACUCGGAAAAGUGGAACCGGGAAAAAUAUUCGACACUUUUUCUGCAGGACGAGAACGGGUGUGCUGUUAAAUAAUUUAAAUAAAAUUGCAAAAGUUUUGUCAUUUGUACGCUGGUGGAGGGGGGCGAAGUAGGGCAUAACGACAAAGCGGCCGACAAGUCUCCGAUGUGACAUAACCUCAAAAUUAACGCAGAUACAAUGUUUGGACGAGUGUUGUUUCUCGCACUGCUAGUGGUUGGAAACUUUGUCCUCCACUGGGACACGGCGGAAGCCCAACGCCGAAACAUGGCCGAUGUCGAAUUGGAUGACGAAAACUAUGCCAUCACGUUGAAGGCAUGCUACGUGGAAGAUUUACGCAACAUCCGAGAGCACAGCCAAAACCCACUAACAGUUAUCAUAAAUCACUGCUAUCUUCAAGAGCUUCCAAAUGCCAUCUUUAUACGGUUUACAGAUCUACACACAUUGGAGAUUACUGACAGCCGUCUUAACAACCUACAAGACUUUGCUCUUAAUGGGCUGCGGAACCUGGAGGUGCUAAAUUUUUCCAGAAACAAUUUAACCACCAUAAAAUCUUGGAGUGACCACGAUCUUGAAAACCUCCAAACGCUAGAUCUACGUAGGAAUCUCGUAAAAGGUAUCAACUCCCAGUCUUUCAAACGAUACCCCAACCUUAACAAACUAAACCUGGCCGGAAACCUAAUUGAAGUCAUCCCCGAAAGCACAUUCAAGGUCGUUCCCAAUCUCAAGUACCUGAACCUUGGCCGCAACCUACUAACCUCCAUCGAAGAAACAACCCUCAAAGGGCUGAACAAGCUGACCCAUGCAUUCUUCCAUCACAAUCAAAUCAGCUUCGUUGACUUUUUCGCCUUCAUCGGUAACAGCCACCUGAAGACGCUUCAACUGCAGGGCAACCAGAUCACGAUCUUCGAAACGGAUCUGCUGUCCAAUCUGCCUCGGUUGACAUUCUUGAACAUCAGCUACAACCAGCUGGAGGACAUCGCUGAUCACACCUUCAAGAAGAACGCCGAUCUGCGGGUGCUGGAUUUGAGCUACAACCGGAUUGAAAAGUUUCGCGAGGAUGGAUUCAAGGGGUUGGUUAGUUUGGAGGUAUUCAACGCCAGCCACAAUCACUUAACGCAGCUGAACAAAUAUAUCUUCAAGGACUUCUCGUCGGUUCGCAUCCUUGACCUGUCGGGCAACCGAUUGACCUACAUCGACAACAAGCUAUUCGAGUACAGCCCACGUCUCGAGAUGCUAAACUUGUCGCGGAACUCUAUUUCCGAAAUCGAGCCUAACAUCUUCGAGGACUCUAGGAAGCUGCUCACACUGGAUUUAUCCCACAAUCAACUGUCGGAGGAUGCCUUUCUGUGGCCGAUUGUCAGUCUGAGCCAUUUGAAUAUGAGUUACAACCAAUUUCAACGAUUGAAUGCUUCCGUGCUGGAAAGCUUCGCUCAGGUUCGGCUGCUUAAAAACCCCUGGAGUUGUCAGUUUUUGAUCCUGGAGCUGAUGAAACACAGCAAGAACGUGGAAUACGGGAAGAACUACGUGGUGGAGUCGACGGAUAGUAUACUGAAUACGCAAGGCAUCGAGUGUACUGAUGAGAGAGGAAAGCUAAGAGACAUUGUAGUAGUGGAGAGUAUGAUCAAACCGGAGUAUAGCUCGGAAUAUCAUCGAUUUCACCUUCUUCACCAAGAGCACCUGGAUACCCGUCCCAUUCAGGACAACUUCGACACCAAGUCCACGAUUCUGUGGUUGCUCUCAGGAGCAUUCGUCGUUUUCGGUGCUUUCAAGCUGAUUCAGCUGAUACUACGACACUCCGAACACCAGAGCGAAAAAUGGCGCUUAGCUCAGCACUUGGACUUUAAUGAUGUCGACGAUGUCGAAAUCGAUGGCGAGAAGUUUCACGGUGCUUUUUCGACCAAUGAUGGCAACAGCAUCAAGAACAACAACGCAACAAACAGAAACCAGCAACAAUGACGUGCGGCGGUCAACUGCCCUUCCACGGCCAGAAAGCCGUAAAUCGAAUUCUAUCCCACAGUCAUCUACCACACCAUCUACCAUUGCUGUGAAUGAGCCGGGUCAGGGGGGUUUAGAAACAAUUUAGGUUAAAUUAAUUUAGGAUCAGCUCAGAGCUCGAUUGUCGGUGCCUUCUGUAGAGAUAUAGAUAAUAUAUAGAUAUUUGAUAGGUGAGCAAUAAAUUUUCAGUCCUUUUGG
Molecule: messenger RNA, 2615 nt
Organism: Aedes aegypti (yellow fever mosquito)
Lineage: Eukaryota; Metazoa; Arthropoda; Insecta; Diptera; Culicidae
Product: protein artichoke
Exons: 4
Coding region: 600-2378 (592 amino acids)
Cellular component (GO): extracellular matrix
Molecular function (GO): protein binding
Source: RefSeq, a predicted model, not a curated record